AUGGAGCGGGACGGCGUUCCCGACUUUGUUAUCCACGAAGCUUUUGCAAUGGGCGAACAUCACGUGUUCUCGUUAUAUGCUGCCAUGCGCCAGACGUUGAUCAACAGCGGAGCGUUGUGGCAGUGCAUCGCCGCCCACUUUAAGGAAGGCGAUCUUGUAGCCGACUACAUUUCCCAAUCUAUGGAUAGAGCGAGUGAUACCGAAUGGGCAGAUGCUUUGUUGGUGGCGUUUUCGGGAGGCAAUUUCGAUGACUUGCAUAUGUCGAUCGAACGCUCGCAGUACGAAGUGGACAAGUUUAUCCGCAUUGCUGCGGGUGCGCAUGUGGCGGGACACGUUAUACCUGGAGAAGGGAAGCCCAGUUUGUUGCGUGCCUUUACGGAAAGGAAGAAGCACACCGUAUCCAUAUGCGAAUACCGGAGUGAUGAGCAGUUUGCUGCAACGUCCACGCCAGCUGAGGUUACGAGCAUUGGGCGUUUGGUUUGCGAGGACGAAUUUCUAUUUCUUGAAGUGUCCGAGGGAGGUGAGCACAGAUGCAUUAAUGUGGCGUGGAAUGAUGUGGGAUUUGUCAUCACAUCCAAUAUCAACGAUAGUGUGCAGAUGAGGCACACUGUUGACCUUCCCACCAGCAGAGUAGCGCUAUAUGCCAUGAUGACGUGCGAGCGUUUGUCGCUGGACAGGUUUGAUACAAGACUCCUGGUUGAGACUGUAGUUCAAAUGGCGGAAAGCUCUCAGUACUUAAGCUUGCGCGGAAGGGUAGACAGCGAAGAGACAACAAGAAAAGAAGAGCUGGGCGUCGAUCCUGAAGGGAAGAAUGUCGUCAACUUUGACAAGCUGGCACAGGUCGUCAGAAAUAUGGAAUCUGUGCUCGAGGAGGCGACGCACGCCAGGCUUCCGCAAAGUGCAGGUCGCGUUACGGCUACAUUUGAGGAAUUACGACAAUUACAAGAGGGACGGGGCAUAGAAGACCUUGGCCUAGCUGCACAUUGCUCGAGCGAGGCUUUCGCAACUCUUUCGGGCAGGAUUAAGAGCGUGGGUUGGGCGCAGAGGAAGGCUAGUUCGGGCAAGGGAAUGAGCAUUCUAGCGAAUACCGGAUGGGAGGAGGCCAAGCUGGUUAUUUCGCAAGUUUUGAAAAAUAUCGGAGACAGAGCUGCGACGAUGUUCAAGAAGAGCCGGAGAGCUGGGGUUGAGAUAAGGCAAGUUGAGUCCUCAGCCAACUCCGGACUACUUUGGUUUGAUCGGAUAUUUGCGGGGGGAACGCUUACUCAGAAGAGGAGAGAGGACCUUAAAAACAAAGUGCUCCGGAAGACCGAGCCGACUCGCGUUAACGGGGAACACGAAGAGGUUUUCUACUAUCCUCUCAUCGACACGAUUUUCGCCAUCACGAACAGGGAAAAAGUUAAGCGUUACAGGGCCAAAACCGUGCAGAUGGCUAGUUAUGGUGGCAAGGAGAGUCAUCCUGGAGUGCUGGCGGCGGUAGUGAAAUGGCUGGAUCAUGAUAAGGAUGACGGUAAUGGAAGGCUUAUGGAAGUGGUGUUAAAACGAGGCCAACAGGGGUACGACAAGCUGUUAGACCUGCUCGAACCCGAGCUUGCCACGGCAAUAUACAAUGAUGUAGAGGCAUCGACGACGCUAAAAGUGUCCAAGCUUAUUCAAGACUGCGCUAAGUUGCCCGAAAGUUUCGAUAAGGACUGGGUGGUCAGGGAAGUGUUGUCUGUAUGCACAGUACUCGGUAUCUCGUACACUGUGGGUUCAGCGAACUGCGCCUGCUUCAGUAAGGUGAUUGAGGGUUGGCAGGACGUGAACAGUGCAACGAAGAGGGUCGUUGAGUAUGAUUAUCCAGUACCUGUUAAUGGAGCAACUGUCCAUGCGAAAAGACGAGUUUUAAAUGCAGAAGUGCUGCACGUAAUGGGAACGAUAGCGAGCAGACGCGUGGGCAAGCUCAUUGUUGUUACUGCCAGGGAAGAUAUCGAGUCGGUGUUGCAAACACCCGGGAGAGGCGAUAUUUCUGAGACGAACACAAGGUUUAAGCAGCAGUCGGGAGGUAAAAUACUGCAUCUGGAAGUGAUGACUGUACCCCGAGAGUAUCAGGGCUUCGGAACUGACAAGGUCAUCUCCGGGAGCUACGGGAUUCAGGGCGCCUGUCAAACGUCCAUCGGCGACCACACCCAGACAGUGGGUGCCACGACACAGCAACCCUAAUCCUGAACUGGAUUGAAAGUCACCCCCCUAGAGUGGUCUCCGCAAAUCUGCUGAGUUAGAGUGGUCUCCGCAACUCAGACCCGGUUCUAAGAGCAUCUCUGCGGCCUCCUGUAACUCGGCAACUCUAUUGCUGUAUUUCAGAAUAGACUCUGUGAAAACCAAGAUAGAAACAAGAAUUUUCUUUAAUAUCGGCCAAUUAUCCGACAUAAUCAAUCA
This is a messenger RNA of Chondrus crispus (carragheen), 2415 nucleotides long. RefSeq lists its product as hypothetical. The transcript is spliced from 2 exons. NCBI's taxonomy places the organism in Eukaryota, Rhodophyta, Florideophyceae, Gigartinales, Gigartinaceae. The record is from RefSeq and is a predicted model, not a curated record. The coding region runs from base 1 to 2199 and encodes 732 amino acids.